GGGGUUAAGCAACAUCGAAGUAAAUGCAGUGGAAUAAUCUUACUCCGAAGAAUUCCCCUUGCGUCACCUUAACUGCAAGCUUCAAUUCCUUCCUUCCAGUCCGCCAAUGGCCAUCUAUUGGCUUGUAACUAAGGAGGAUUUCUUUUGCGUGCACACGAAACAUCUUAAUUUUCUCAAGGAUCGCUUUACAUACCGGGUACAGUAAAUGCAAUCAGAGAAAUCCACAAUUCCAUAAUAUCCAUUGCCUGUUGGAUCCGUCUCAGUAUGCGCGAGAUCCACAUCAAAGGUCCAAUUCCAAUCUCGGUAGUUUUGCAGGUGACGGCCACUUGUCAAAGCCCCACUUUGCACCGCCAUUUCUACAUCGCGCGCCACGUUUAGUACCUAGGUACGUAUCUAGUAUCUUUAAGCUCGACGCGCGUUUGUGCAUUUUAAUUUAAAACAUCACGCGACAAGGCUGAAUAGGUUAGUAAUAUAUUCUUACCGACGUCACCGGCGGGAUACAAGGGGCAGUCGCGGAUCGAUCGAUGAUUUAAUAUGAUAAUGUGAAGUUUAGCCAGUUUCUAACAGAACCUCUGGAGAAAAAAAAAGAAAAAAAGAGAGGGAUCCCGCAUCAUACAUCCCAUCCCAAACACCGUUCAUUAUUCGUGAGCUGGAUGGUCUCACCCCGGCCUAACGAUGGCGACCAUCAAGGCUAUUGAAGCUCGGACUAUCCAUCAAAUUCAAUCUGGUCAGGUCAUCGUCGACCUAUGCUCCGUCGUGAAAGAAUUGGUGGAAAAUAGUCUGGAUGCCGGUGCCACAAACAUUGAGGUUCGCUUCAAAAACCAAGGUCUAGAUUCCAUAGAAGUUCAGGACAAUGGUUCGGGCAUAUCGAAACAGAAUUAUGAGACGAUAGCACUAAAGCACUAUACCUCUAAGUUAUCCACCUAUGCAGAUCUUUCUUCUCUUCAGACAUUUGGUUUUCGAGGAGAAGCAUUAUCAUCUCUUUGCGCCUUGUCAAGAUUUACCAUAACCACAUGCCUCGCAUCAGACGCACCAAAAGGGUCUAAGCUAGAAUUCGAAACUUCAGGAAAGCUUCGCAGCACUAGCGUCGUAGCAGCCCAGAAAGGUACAACAGUGGCAGUCGAGGGGCUCUUCCAUAAUCUGCCUGUCCGACGACGCGAACUGGAACGAAAUAUCAAAAGAGAAUGGAAUCGAGUCAUCGGUGUACUCAACCAAUACGCCUGUAUUCAGACUGGUCUCAAGUUUUCCGUGUCCCAGCAACCUAAUAAGGGCAAGCGGAUGGUAUUAUUUUCAACCAAAGGAAACCAGACGACCCGAGAAAACAUUGUCAACGUAUUCGGCGCCAAAACUCUCGCCGUCCUUAUCCCCUUAGACCUAAAGCUCGAGCUAGAGCCUACCACCACACCUGGACAAAAAUGGACUGGGCAAGCCGACAAUAAUGUUCAAGAAAUCCAUAUCAGAGGACAUGUAUCCCGCCCUGCUCAUGGAGAAGGCCGUCAAACUCCCGAUAGGCAGAUGUUCUUCGUAAACGGCCGUCCUUGUGGCCUACCGCAGUUCGCCAAAGUAUUUAAUGAGGUCUACAAAUCGUAUAAUGCUUCUCAAUCUCCGUUCAUUUUCGCUGAUAUCCAACUGGACACCCAUCUAUAUGAUGUCAAUGUUAGUCCUGAUAAGCGGACAAUUCUCUUGCAUGAUCAAUCUCGGAUGCUCGAUAAUCUUAGAGAGUCUCUCGUCGCCUUGUUUGAAUCGCAAGACUACGCUUUACCCACAUCUCAAUUAUCAAACCCAAAGUCGACCCCUUUCAAGAAACCAUCAUUUAGUAGUCAAAGUACUGUCAAUUCUGAGCGACCGAAGCGCUCGACGCCCAUGGAAAAUGAGCAGAGUCAGCCUUCUGCCUCCGUAGACCCAGAUAACAGCACGAGAGACGACGAAGACGAAGGUGGUCAGUCUACUAGUGAAUCCCUCCCAGAUAGCUCGACAUCGUCGAAUACAUUGGCUCGCGACGGCCAGGGCAUUAAUUUAAUUAGCCGAUGGAUCGAAGGAAAAUCAGAUCUACGUACUGAUACUAUAUCAACAACGACUAAAGGUUCGAAUAACACGACGCUACAAACUUCCAAAUCGAAGGGCGAAAUGUUCUCCGAAUUCGCACGGAAAUAUACAGAAAAGGAUAGAGAAGACGAUUCAGAGGUUACUCGGGAUGAACCGCCGCCCCCCGCUCUACCAGUCGAAUCGUCCGGCGAAGAAAUAGAUUUCCGUGCGCGUUUGGCCGAAUUAAGCAAGCAGAAAGCGGACAAACGUAAUAGUAGCCCGCCGGUGGAUACCCGAGAGACAAUUGAACCACCUAUACCGUCCGUAACUACUUCAUCCCGCAUGUCAGAUAUGAAAACCACUAGGAGCUCAUCGUCGGCUUUAAAGCGUUCAACACCGGAAGUUGCUACUAUAACGGUAGGCGGCCACACUGUCACUAGCAUUAUUGGCUCUCCUUCGAAGAGACAACGAAUAGCAGACAAUAAAACGCAAGAGCCGCGGACGAGGCAACGAGCAGUGAAAGAGUCGAUCACGAUACCUACGUUUAGCGGUCGUUUGACCCAAAUGUUUGGAGCACAGUCGCAAUCAAAGAAGUCCGAAUUAGCAAAUAUCAGGGCUAACUUAAAGGCGAAAGAUGCCUCAGAUGAAUCUGAUGCUGCUAGCGAACAAUUGUUUGUAGGAGACGAUGACGACGACAGUAACAAUGAUGGUGAUGAUGUUGGCGACGAGGAGGGUAACGAGCAAGAUAAUAAGGACGAGGAAUUCGUACCUGACAAAAGGCCUACAGAAAGCGCUGCAGGGGAUGAUGCUUGUGAAAACCAAUCACCGGAACCUACUGAUGUAGAUGAUCAAAUGCAAGGCGAUGCGCCACAGUCCCCAACCCGGCCAGCUGGCGAAGAUAACCCAGAUAAUCAACUUGAAGAGGAGGCGUCGGAAGAAAUCAAGGAGGAUCCGACAAAAACCAUCUCCGAGGAGGCUGAGAAACGGACUCAAAGCUUUAUAAAAGGCGGUUCGAAAAAGAAAGAUUCAACCCUUUCAUUGUCACAGACCCUACGCACGAAUGAGAAGCAUAUACGAGAUGUUUUAGCGAUAUACCAGAACCAACUCAACGAUGCAUCCUUGGAAACCGGGUCCAAGCCUGUCACGGAUAAACUCGAUGCGGAUGACGCCGAAGAAAAGCUGUCUCUGACAAUCUCGAAAUCUGAUUUUGGAAAGAUGAAGAUUAUAGGGCAGUUUAACCUUGGCUUUAUCAUAGCAGUUCGCCCAGCCAAGGCAGAUACUGAUGGCACUCCGGACAAAGUUGAUAGAGAUGAUGAGCUUUUUAUCAUCGACCAACACGCUACGGAUGAGAAGUAUAACUUUGAACGGCUACAAGCUAAUACAGUUGUGCAAUCUCAGAGACUCGUUCAGCCCAAGACGCUAGAACUUACAGCUCUUGAGGAAGAGGUGAUAAGGGAAAACCUUGAAGCGCUAGAGGCGAAUGGGUUUAUUGUCAACAUGGACGAGAGCGGCGACGAGCCGGUGGGGUCCCGGUGCCAAUUACUCAGUCUACCAUUAAGUCGAGAGACAACUUUCUCGUUGACGGAUCUCGAGGAACUGAUUUCAAUCCUAACGGACCACCAAUCGGAAUCCAAAUCGCGAAGUGCAAUCCCCCGGCCGUCCAAGGUCCGCAAUAUGUUCGCUAUACGCGCAUGCCGAAGUAGUGUCAUGAUUGGGAAGCCUUUGACAACGAAGCAGAUGGAAAAGCUCGUCCGUCAUAUGGGUGAGCUGGAUAAACCGUGGAAUUGCCCCCAUGGUCGCCCGACUAUGCGCCAUCUAUGUGGUCUAGGCGCGUGGGAAGAGAGUGGGUGGAGAGAAGGCGAUGGAUUUGGAGGGGAGAGGGAGAUGACAGAUUGGGGGAAGUUUGUUAAGGAGAGAGGUGGUAUGGAAUGAUGCGUGCAAAUGUGCGUGUUUCUAGCCGGCGACCCGGACGCAACAGAAAUUUGACCGUGUUAUGUACAUUAUUCGGCAUGUGGUGAUCGGGCCUGUUAUUGAUCCUCAUGGAUAUGAAUACCCUUUAUUUAGACUGGACAUCUUAAGUAGAGUUUACGAAGCCUUCGUGGGCAAAUAAUGAGAAAAAUUAAAUAA
Molecule: messenger RNA, 4152 nt
Organism: Hypoxylon trugodes
Lineage: Eukaryota; Fungi; Ascomycota; Sordariomycetes; Xylariales; Hypoxylaceae
Product: DNA mismatch repair protein MutL
Exons: 3
Coding region: 676-3957 (1093 amino acids)
Biological process (GO): mismatch repair
Cellular component (GO): MutLalpha complex
Molecular function (GO): ATP hydrolysis activity; mismatched DNA binding; ATP-dependent DNA damage sensor activity
Source: RefSeq, a predicted model, not a curated record